This is a messenger RNA of Trichogramma pretiosum, 4759 nucleotides long. It is a transcript of the gene Nup160, whose product is annotated as nuclear pore complex protein Nup160 homolog. The record is from RefSeq and is a predicted model, not a curated record. Bases 376 to 4560 code for a protein of 1394 amino acids. Gene Ontology annotation, molecular function: structural constituent of nuclear pore. Gene Ontology annotation, cellular component: nuclear pore. NCBI's taxonomy places the organism in Eukaryota, Metazoa, Arthropoda, Insecta, Hymenoptera, Trichogrammatidae. The transcript is spliced from 3 exons.
UUCAAUCAAAACGAUACUUGGCGGGAUAACCGUGAUGUGUAUCCAUACGUAAAACAUCAUGUCAAGUGCACAAUCGUGGUAAUUGCGGUUUAAUUCUUCGUUACGCUUGUGUUACAGAAUACCCUGCCAAUGUUAUUUGUUGACUCUACUCAACGUUCGACUCUGAAGAGAUUUAUUUUGACUUUUUUACCCAAGUUAAUAGUGAGUCUUACAUUCAAACAAAUGCUUCAAAUUUCUUUAGUAUAAGACAUCAUUAAUCUUAAAAAAGAUUAUGUAAAAAUAUAUGCAAUUGUUGUAAAAAAUAUACAGAUUUGAUGAAAGUUUAAACGGAAUCAAACAGAAUUUCUUGUUAUUCAAGUUUUAAAAGUAGUAAUCAUGGAUUAUAAAUUAGGAUACCGGGAAAUUAUCCCAGAUCAAUCUUUGCCAGAUAAAUGGAAAGAAAUAAUUAUAAGUACUGGAGGUAGUCAAAGUACUCUACAAGAUAUAAAAGUGUCUGAAAGAGCUGGAGGAUAUUGUUACAAGCCAUCAUCAAGAUAUUUUACGCAAAAUCGUUUCAUCUACUGGAGAAUAGCUCAUGAUGUUUUGGAAUUGGUUGAAUACAGUCUUGACAUCAAUCUUGUAAACAAUCAAGUCAGAUAUAAAUUCACAGAUACUCCAAUUCUUGAAGGAAUCACAAUUCAUGAAACAGCUAAUUCUAUUGUAAUAUUAGUUGUUACGGUUUCUAGUGUACACAAACUCUCCUUUGUGCAUCCUAAAAGAGUUCACAAACAAGAUCAAACUCUAGUUUCUACUGCUGAACUCACAAUGCAAUCAAUAUUCAGUGAAGCAACUGUUCAAGCAGCUAGAGAUCCAAGUACUCUCUAUGUCAUUCCCAAUGUUGGUCUGACAAAUUCACCUGUUGCCCAUGCAGCUGCUUCUUGGCUUACCAUGCCUCAAGAAGAAGCUCAAUUUGCCUUAGCCUAUGAUACAGGAUUAAUUUUAUUAUUACGCAUGGAUACUGUGACUGGUUUGGUACAUUCUAGUGAACUUAAGCAUGAAUCAAUAAUGCCUCGUUUCCUUAGUGGAUUAGCUACAGCAUUUCGCCGCAAUAAUGAUCAAGAAAUUCCAAUGUCGCUUGUUAUACAUUCACAUGGUAGUGAAGUUUAUUUAUUUGCUCUAUAUCAAGAAGGAACACUGAGGAUGUGGUCUUGCAAUAAGACCCAGUGCAUAGCUGUAAUUAAUGUCUCUAUGAAUAAUCAAAAUGUAGUGAAAAAUAUUCAAAAUCAUGCAUUGAAAAAAGUCAGUGGAACAAAGAGCGACGAAUUGUAUUUGACUACGUAUUUAAAAUAUGAUUCAAGCAGCGAAUUUUGUGUUUUAAAAGUUGUCCAAGAAGCUGGAUCAUUCAAGCUUAAUCGAAUGUGUACAUUGCUUGCACCAGAUCACCAUCUUGUAGAUUUUUCAUUUACGACUCAAAAAUUGUGGGCGGUGUGGAGAACUAUUGAAAUUGAUUCAAUUGCAAUUACACAUGUUCAGUUACCUUUACACAAUAACCAAAUUAGCUGCGAAUGGGAAUCAGCUGAACUUGUGCAACCACCUGACAAAGAUUACAUCAUCAGUGAAGCUUACAUGGAUCCUAGGGAAACAUACAUCAAUUAUAUAUUUCACCCUGGAAAAUUUGCUUUAGCAGAUAUCAUACGAGCUUUGAGUAUUUAUCGCAAAACAAAUUUCUUAAUCGAUAUAAAUCUUUCACCAGCUUUACUCAAAGAAAGAGUUUGUAUGGCAGUUGAGGCUGAAAUUCAAAACGAAGUAAUGGAUUACGAAUUAAUGGACGAAGAGUAUUUGGAAAUCGUCAACCGAUGUUGGUCUAAAUUUUACUCUCGCAUUCUACAGUAUCACCUUAACAGAUCGAGACCCGUAGGUUUGUUGCUGUUUCCAAGCAUCGAUGGCAUAGUUCUUUUGAAGAAAUCUUUCUUUUCUGUGCUAAGACCAAUGGAACCUUUGGAGCAUUUGAUGCUGUGCAAUGAGCAGUCGACAAUUUCGCAUUUUAGAAAUACGCCAAUCCUUAACGAGGAUCCAAACAUUUGCCAGGAUUUGAUAAUUCUUAUGUCAACGAUAGUAGCUCUUGACAAUCAAUUAUCGGACGAUUUCAAAUCUACAUUUGAAAAAGAACUGUAUCAACUCAAAGCGCCUGAUAAAAUAAUCGACAACUUGAUGUCGAAAUUAUCAUUUCAGAAAAAUGAUUCAUUUCUAGAUUUUGAUUUUCAACUCGUAUUCCAGCAAAAACUCGGAAAUGUCAAGGACCUAUCAAGCGCAAUCACGAUGCUUUUAGCAAUGCUCACCUACGAUAUCGAUCAAGAUGGUAAAUCUCAACAUCAUAGUAGCCGCAACAAACUCCUCGAUCAUCCAUUUGGAAGUCAGCUCGGUAUAUCAAUGACGUCAGAAAUUAUCAUACAAAUUUCACUCUUGAGAUUUUCUCUCUGCAGAAAUUUGUUGGUAUUACAGAAGCUGGCCCUGUCGCGUCCCGAAACUUUGGAUUCGGAGACGUUGCACUCGAUCAAAUCGUCGCUGAUACCACGAACGGUGGUGUUGGUUCAAGCCUACUACGUUACGACGUGGAUCUGCGAGUCAAACCCGUCGGUCACGCCGUCUCAAGCGCUGCUGGAGACGAGCGUGCAGCGUCUUGCGCUACUCAAGCUAUCAAACGCAAAAUCCGUCAUCGGUCACCGACUGUCGAGAUCGGUAUCGCUUCUCGAACUCUACAUUCAGUGCGGCGUCAAAAGAACUUUGCACGAGCUAGAUCGAAAUCGCGACAGUUCCGCUUCCGUUUCGUCGGAUCUGCUCUCCUACGUAAACACCGUAACGCAGUUGAUCUGGCCGAUUUCGGAGAACUUUUUGUUCCCAGAGUGGCUUUUAUCGAACGGACAAUUUCUUAUUCUCCAAGAAUACGUGAGAUUGCUGAGCACUUGGUGCGAGCGAAACAAUGCCUCGAGAAAAUUCGCUCUGGCCGUCAGUCUGCUAGAGAUGGGCGAGCCGCAAAAGGCCUGCGACUACUUCCUCAGAGCGGCCGACGGUGUAUUGGUCGACCCGUACCUUUCGGACUUGCUGCUCACGUCCGACGUAACGACGGAGAAGGGCGCACUGGUCCUUUAUUUUCUCAAAGUCAUCGAGAUAUUCGAGCAGCAUAACGCGUACGAUUGCAUAAUCGAGCUGGCCAUGACCGCGAUGACUGUUACCGAAAAGGACGAUCCUAUUCUGCCGACUCUACAUUCCAUCGUAUUUACGCAGCACCUUAGUCUGGGCCAUUACACGGAAGCCUACAACUGCCUCAACACCAAUCCCGAUGCCGAGCGCAAAGUCGACUGCCUGAGGCAGUUGGUCGUCACUCUCUUCGACCAGAAGAAUCUCUUGGAUCUCGUCAACUUCCCUUACGUUGACAUGUAUCAAGAUUUGGAAAAGAUCAUGGAGGCUCGUUCUCGCAGCGUCGAUUUGGCUGACAACAAUUAUUACGAUUUCCUCUACAGUUUUCACAUCAACAAGGGCAACGUUCGAAAGGCCGCGUCGAUCAUGUACGAGCAAGCGAUCCGGCUGAAUCAAGAAUUACCGUCGAUUGGAGUGUUGGCGCGCCAAGUCAACUGUCUGCUGGCCUGCAUGAACGCCCUGUACUUGGUGAACGAAAACUACCGAUGGAUCGUAAGACCGGUGGUCGAUCGCAACAUGCUCAAUGGCUGCAAGGAUCAAGACGAGUCGAGAAUCAUGAAGGACGACGAGAUACGUCAGCACCAAGUCGAGAGGAUCACGGAGGUACUAGAGUUCGAAGAUAUUCGUCGAGAGUACCAAAUGGCUGAAUCCAAGUACAAAAUAGCCACAAUGCAGUCCGACGUUAAUGCGGUAAUUCACGCGGGUCCCGAAGAGAUGGUCGCCAUCAAUGCGAAUCUGGGCCUUUACGUUGACGCGCUUAAUAUUUGCGAAUCGUUCAAUCUGCACAAAACUAUGGUCCUGCAGAAUCUCACCUCGCAUUGUGUUAGGGUAAGCGAAAAAAAUCAAGAAUCCUGGGAUUGGCUAGUUCACAACGAUGUGGUUGACUUGGAAGUUUCGACUCUGAAUCCCACCAAUAUGUGCUGGAAAUUACUUGAAAAACUGACUUUGACACUUGAAAAGGAAGGCGAGACGAUAUUGCAUAAAUGCGUUGCCGAAAAUCUCUUCCAUCAUGGAGCUUUCCUCCCAGAGUGGCUAUUUUCCUCUUACGUUGAAAAAAAUGCAGCCGAAUUACUAAGACUCAUGAUGAAGAUGGGCAGGUUGGAAGAAGCUGCUCAGUUUUCUUUGGAGUACAUACAAAAGUUACUCGGUAAGAGUAAAUAUGACGGUCGCUUCAAGACUAGAGUGGAAACCGGUGAAAAGAACCGAGACAGUUACGUACCGAUAAAUGCGAUUGAAAAUCUACUAAUGGAGUUGGAAGCUGCAAGCGCCGAUGAUCGUAGUUACGGGGAACUGUUUAAAUCUUUAGACUAUUCACUAAAGGAAUACAUCAAAAAUAUGCAACAGGUGUCGCAUGACGUACUGGAGACUUACAAAUACAAAUGAAUGAAUGGUUUAUUAUCAGUUUCUCAUCGUGUCUCAUGGUUAAAUGUUUAUUAUUAGAUGCAACGGAUUAUACGUUAAUUUGUAUGAUGGAUUUACCAAUAAAAGGCUUUAUGUAAUAAUCAUUAUUUAUGUAUAGAAAUUGAUUCAAGUUUGUUUUAUCUUUUCAAAAAUAAAUUCAAUACUUUUUUUUACUAAAAUA